Kuraishia capsulata CBS 1993 is the source of this 1104-nucleotide messenger RNA. RefSeq lists its product as uncharacterized. The transcript has a single exon. Gene Ontology annotation, molecular function: oxidized pyrimidine nucleobase lesion DNA N-glycosylase activity; DNA-(apurinic or apyrimidinic site) endonuclease activity. The coding region runs from base 1 to 1104 and encodes 367 amino acids. The record is from RefSeq and is a predicted model, not a curated record. Lineage: Eukaryota; Fungi; Ascomycota; Pichiomycetes; Pichiales; Pichiaceae. Gene Ontology annotation, biological process: base-excision repair, AP site formation; nucleotide-excision repair; base-excision repair. Gene Ontology annotation, cellular component: nucleus.
AUGAGACGUUCAGCAAGAUUAAUCAAACAGGAGGUUUCGCCGACAACAAGUAGAUUUUUCCAGUCCGUGAGCGAUUCGCAGCAGAAGUUAUCGGAAGCGGCGAGGGCAAGCGCGGAGGAACAGGAGACGAAAUCCCCUGGACCGCGUCGCAAAAAGAUCAAGGUCGAGAAAGUUGAAGUAAAAAUCGAGGAUAAUGAAGUCAAAGGAGGACACUCUGAAGUUGAAGUUCCAAAUAGGCCGUCACCGCCCAAAAACUUCUGGCCCAUCUAUGACGAGGUCAAGAAGAUGCGGGCAAAGGUGAUAGCACCAGUCGACACCAUGGGAUGCCAUAACAUUCCCACGCGGAUCUCAGGACUUCAAGAGGGUCUUGUGUUUAGAUUUCAGCUCCUGAUCACUUUGAUGUUAUCGUCGCAAACCAAAGAUGAAGUCAACCACCAGGUCAUGGCCGAUAUGCAGAAGGCGUUUCUGGCCAAGGGAUACGAGGAUGGUGUUUGCCUCCAGGCGAUGCUGGAUGUCUCAGAAUUUGAUCUGGACAAAAUGAUCUACAGGGUAGGUUUCCAUAAUCGAAAGGCCAAAUAUAUCAAGCAAACGGCGGAGAUUCUGAGGGAGAAACAUGGAGGUGAUAUACCCAAAGACAUAGAUAGCAUCACCGCGUUCCCCGGAGUGGGGCCGAAAAUGGGCUUUUUGCUAUUGCAAGGUGCUUGGAAUAUCACCACCGGAAUUGGUGUAGAUGUUCAUAUGUUUCGUUUGGCGAAUAUGUGGGGAUGGGUGCCCAAGACCAAAUCGCCUACGCCGGAGCAAACCAGAGCCGCUUUUGAGAGUUGGUUACCGGAAGAAUACUGGCAAGAGAUCAACCCUACUCUCGUUGGGUUUGGUCAGGUGGUUUGUCUUCCUCGUGGACCGAGAUGUGAUCUUUGUACCCUUGCUACCAAGAAAAUGUGUCCCGGUGUUGAUAGGAAGCUGUUGAACAAAGUUGCGAAGGAGAAAGCAUUAUAUGAAACACUUGGUGGUGAUCAGAAUCCGAAUCUCAAGCUUCGUUCUCCAAAAAAGAGCCGUGGAGAUAUUUCUAGAUUGAUGCUUCCUGACAUUGAAGAUCUUGUAUAA